Molecule: messenger RNA, 1332 nt
Organism: Aspergillus saccharolyticus JOP 1030-1
Lineage: Eukaryota; Fungi; Ascomycota; Eurotiomycetes; Eurotiales; Aspergillaceae
Product: survival factor 1 family protein
Exons: 5
Coding region: 157-1293 (378 amino acids)
Biological process (GO): response to oxidative stress
Cellular component (GO): cytoplasm
Source: RefSeq, a predicted model, not a curated record
CCCGCCGGCUAUCGAUUUCCAGUGCCCGCCCACCUUUCAAUCCCUCCUGCUCUUUUCUCCUCCUCGCCCCCCCCCCACCGCCUGUGCUUCAUCUGCUCUUACACACACACACCUCCUUACUCUUUUCCUGUCUCUCUCAUACAAAGGAACCUCAUCAUGAAUUGGCUCAAGUCUACUCUCGCCAGCGUUGCUGGUACUCAGGAACCGAUCUAUGGCCCGGAGGCGAUCAGAUCGGUGGCUCAGCAGGCGCAGGAAACCCCUUACACUGAACUCACCAAGGAUGAUCUCCGCUGGCGUGCUCACCAAUAUACCAACGUCGAGACCCACGUCUUCUAUGUCAUGGGCGACAAUGGUACCCUCGCCUUGUGUCAGGUCAUCUACAGCAACAUUGUUGGCAUCCAUACUACCGCUCAGUUCACCUCCAAGAUCUUUAACCUGAAGGGUGAUGCCCCCCACAAUUGGCACUCCGACCCCCUCUCCAACUUCAUGUUCGACGAGAGCAUGCUUUCCUUUGGCGCCGAUAACCUUGCUGUGACGCUGAAUGAGGAAGGAGAUACCUACACGAUCAAAUCGGCUGUGAAUGAGGACAGCCUGGUGAAUUUGACGUUCAAGCGCACUGCUCCGGGUUUCGUUGUUGGCAAAGAUGGCACUUCAUAUUUUGGCACUGAUCCCCAGAACCCCUGGGGCUCGAUGAGCCACGCUUUCUGGCCUCGUUGCGCCGUGGAGGGUACCAUCACCACCAAGGAGCAGAACUUUGACCUCAAGGGUCGCGGUCUGUUCAUCCACGCGCUUCAGGGCAUGAAGCCUCACCACGCGGCUGCGAGAUGGAACUUCCUCAACUUCCAGACGCCUACUUACUCCGCCGUCAUGAUGGAAUACACGACGCCUCCCUCUUAUGGAUCAACUGUGGUCAACGUUGGUGGUAUCGUCAAGGACGGAGAGAUCGUCUAUGCCGGCAGCACUAACACAGCUACCCACACGGAAUCUAACCAAGAUGCCGAGAGUGACUGGCCCGAGCCCAAGUCCAUCAAGUGGGUCUGGGAGGGCAAGUCCAAGGAUGGCAAGGAGGUCCAUGCUGAGGUCGACGGAGCUCUGGGCAACCGACUGGACCGGAUUGAUGUGAUGGCCGAGGUUCCCGGCUUCAUUAAGACCAUUGCGGGUAGUGUCGCGGGCACCCGGCCGUACAUCUUCCAGUACUCUCCCCAGGAGAAGCUGUCUUUGAAGCUCAAGAUCGGCGAUGAAGAAAUCACCGAGGAGGGUACCUUGUUCUCCGAGGCGACUUUUAUUUCAUAGAUGGAGGCCUUGAUUUCGGACCUUGACCAGGCGUUCUGA